ACGCAAGUGUCAGGGGUUACUUCCAUCCAAUGGGGAGGAGGGUCAGUCGUUAUCUUAGGGGGCUUGUGGUGCGGGGAGAUACUGGGUUGAGAGUUAGGCCUGGUGGGGUUGCUGGGAGGGCCGAGCGGCCUGCUGCUCAGUGAAGGGCUGAGCCUUGUGCCAGUAAUGUUAAAAGCUGAGAAGUUUUAACUUGUUUAGUGUAUGUCGAGGGCUGUCUACCCUUCAGAUCCACAAAAUGGAAGGGGAAGGAAGGCCGCCAGAGAGGCCUUCUCACACUUUUUUUAAUGUCUGCUUGAGAACGAGAAGGCCCCUUGCAGAGCUGGUUUGCCUUCUUUUGUGUCCUGGUUUGAUUCCUUAUGGCUUCCGUUCUGUUCCCCCUCUCAGCCUGGCCUGUUUUAGGAAAUUCGGGCUCAGAGUAUCAUUUGCGUGGUGGUAGUUGCAUUGUUCCAAUUACCGCUGUGUGUGGCCACAUCCCAACAAUUAAAAUGCAGAAAAAUAGAAAAUCACUCUCUUCAGCUGCUUCUAGAGAGGGCUGGGAGUUUGCUGCUUGUCCAAAUGCCUCAUGAAAAGCUUCAAAGGUUUCUCACUCCCUGCUCCUUGUCUGGUCAGCCUGGGGUCUCUAGGGUAAAAGUCUCCACUUAGGUUGCCUUGUUGAUUUUUGAGGGCAGAGCUAAGAAAAUAGGAGCAGAAGUUAUUCCGGCUUUAGCGUCUCCUACCAGAACACAGGGGAAGCAGCUGAAGGCAGUUCGCAGGAAGCUGGAACUUUGUUCAGAGUGGUAGUACUAAUUAUGCGUGGAAAUGAUAGUUAACUAGAGCGGCGAUUGACUUCUGCACCUCUCUUCCAAAGAACUCUGAAUACAUCCUAGGGUGCUUUGCUUGCUUUGUUGCCUUUAUCUGAGGUGAUACCCUCUUUUUUUUUGUUGGGGUGGUGUCCCACCCCCACGCCCACCCCCAGCAAGGCCAAAGGAGGAAGAGCCCGACCCCUUAGGCUCUUCCCUGGUGAACAAGUGAGGGAGGAUGGCGUCCAGCCAGAGAUAGACCCUAUAGCUUUCUUCAUCUUAAUGGUAGCACCACUUCGGGCACGCCAAGGCUUUUGAGGAGCAGCAAACAGGAGCGAUAAGAAACAAGCCUAUGUGAACUUGUACCUUUUCUAGGCCAGUUGUUAAGGUAUUGUACAGUUCGGUAUUUCAUGUAGCCGCGUUCCUGUGCUAGAAUAAGAUUGUUAUACCCAUCUUGGGUGUGGGUAAGCGGGGAUGUUAUGUGGUCAGCGGAAACUGAGCAAAUUGAAUUAAGACUUGGUGGUGGCGGCGGCAGCCUUUUCUCUUGGUGUUUUAGACAGGUUUGUAGCCCAGGCUUGCCUUGAUGAGCUCUCAUGUUCCUGCUUUCAACCUCCCAACUGCUGGAAUCCCAGACUCAGCAGGCAUGACUGGAGAGGGAAGUCCCAAUGGUGCUAGAAUGGUGCUGCAGUGGCAGAAGUCGGCUCACGAGUGAGACCUGGAAGAAAGACAGAAGACAUCCAUCACUUGCUCCAAAGUGUGCAAGUCAAAUCCUGGACAAAACAUGAUAACCCUGAUCACUGAGCAGCUACAGAAGCAGACCCUGGAUGAGCUGAAAUGCACGCGCUUCAGCAUCAGUCUGCCUUUGCCUGAUCAUGCAGACAUAUCCAACUGUGGGAACCCUUUCCAGCUUGUGUCUGAAGGUGCUUCCUGGAGGGGCCUGCCCCACUGUUCCUGUGCUGAAUUCCAGGACAGCCUCAACUUCAGCUACCAUCCCUCAGGCCUAAGCCUGCACCUCAGACCACCCAGUCGGGAGAGCUCCCCCCAGGAGCAGCCCCUCUCCCAAGUACUAAGCCCCGAACCCCCAGACCCAGAGAAGCUUCCUGUGCCCCCUGCUCCUCCAUCCAAGAGGCACUGCCGCUCACUCUCGGUGCCUGUGGACCUGUCUCGCUGGCAGCCAGUGUGGCGGCCCGCCCCCUCCAAGCUGUGGACUCCCAUCAAGCACCGGGGCAGUGCUGGAGGGGGUGGGCCGCAGGUGCCUCACCAGAGUCCCCCAAAGCGGGUCUCCAGCCUCAGGUUCCUCCAAGCUCCCAGUGCCUCUUCUCAAUGUGCCCCAGCCCACAGACCCUACAGCCCUCCUUUCUUCAGCCUGGCCCUGGCCCAAGAUUCCUCUCAACCCUGUGCCACCUCCCCUCAGAAUGGUUCUUGGGAGAGUGAUGCUGAGUCCCUGUCACCUUGCCCACCCCAGCGCCGCUUCUCCCUGUCACCCAGCCUGGGCCCACAGGCAAGCCGCUUCCUGCCCUCUGCCCGGAGCUCCCCUGCAUCUUCCCCAGAGCUGCCCUGGAGACCUCGAGGUCCCCGCAACCUUCCCCGAAGCCGCUCACAGCCUUGUGACCUGGAUGCCCGCAAAACUGGGAUCAAGCGGCGUCACGAGGAGGACUCCCGGCGCCUGAGGCCUUCUUUGGACUUUGACAAGAUGAAUCAGGUGGGACUGAAACCAUACUCAGGAGGUCUCUGUCUCCAAGAAACAGCUCCAGAAGGCAGCAGCAUCUCUCCACCAUGGUUCAUGGCCUGUAGCCCCCCACCUCUCUCUGCUUCCUGCAGUCCUGUUGAGGGUUCAUCCCAUGUGCUGAGUGAAAGUGAAGAGGAAGAAGAGGGGGCUGUGCGGUGGGGACGGCAGGAACUAAACAAGCGGACUCUGUGCCAGCAGGACUUUGGGGACCUGGACCUGAAUCUGAUUGAGGAAAACUAAACCUGAGAGACUGCUUCCUGGGGCCACACAGACUGACUGUCUAAUGGCUACUAACACGUGUGGAGGCUCCAAGGCUGAGGGCCCAGCCUGGGAAAGGGGGUGAGUGGAGGGCUCCGACUCAGGGCAGCCCAAGUCUUCUCGCUCCAGCAAGCUCGACCAUGCCAAGAGACUGGCCGGGACAAGAUAAACGGAGCUGGUGGCGGGAGGGACAGCCCCAGAGCAGACCCUCCCCAUGGCGGCCCUGAGUGUGAGUAUCCCUGCCACUGAGAGAGCAAUGGGCAGGGAAGGAAGGGGUCUGCCGACCCCAGCUCGGGGAAUUUCACUAGCCCCUUUGCUUCAAAGGGCACUUGUGUCUUAGAAUUUGGCCAGGGUGGGGGCAUUCAGUCAGCCUCCUUGGAGAAAUUGUGUGAGUGUGUGUGUGUGCUUGGGCGUAUACUUGAGGAAAGGUGUGUUUGUGUAGCCUUAGGGAAGGAAGGCAGUUGCUCCUUUAACAGCAGAGCAUCAGGAUGCCCCCAGAAUCUUGAGGGUUUUUUUUUUUUUCCUCUUUUUAAAUAUGAUGUUGGGCUUGUUCAAGGUGUCUAGAGAAGAGGGGGCUCUUUUUUUUUAAUUUUUUUUUAAAUUUUUUUGGUCUUAACUCUGGAGCCAGGCUUUUAACUUCAUAGCAUUACUUGCUCUGCAGAUGGCUCUGUUUUGGAAUCUAAGAACGGUGACCUCAGCUAAUGGUCUUUUCCUCAGUCCCACCCUCACCCACUAGAUAAAUCUCGUAUCAAGGCGAGGGCUUGUAGAAAAGUCACGUUCAUUGUGUUCAUCGAUUACCUAAGCUGCACACAGUCUGCCUCUCUUGUUCUCUGAGUAGGUACACACAUGGGCAGCUGAGGCAGAGUGGAGGGGUUUUCUCUCUUCUUCACCAAGGGAACCCUUUCAUGCUCUGAUAUUUCAAGUCAGAGACAAAGUUGAUCCCCAGAAUAUGUUGAGGCAGACCUGUAGCAGGAGCAGUGACAUUUAGUAUCCAGAAGUCCUUGAGCCCACCCCAGCACUACCUUUUGGAAGCUGGCUGUAGGGAAACUUAUUCUUGCAAGAUGUAGGUCCAGUCUUUCUGAUCUGCGAGACAGAGGAAGGGCGUUCAGCAUUUCAUAGUUUGCUUGUCUUCCACUCUUGCCAGGAAAUGUUUAUUUGCCUCUAAUUGGCCCUGAGAGACCACAGAGAGGCUGGGGCUCACUGAGGGAUUGGCUGGGGAUGUGUAAAGCAAAGACUAUGAGAAGCAGCUGGGAGUUUGUUGUUGUUGGAUUGAAUUUCCUUUUUUGUUUCUUACCCACAACUUCAGCCAGUGCAGCAGAUCCCAAUGACUACAGUAAUGGACUUAAAGAUUGUAGGUACCUUGGUAGGAUUGGCACCAGUGGGCAUGUGUAUAGAAGCUGCCACUAUUGCAAUCUGCGAGCCUUUGUUUAGAACACCCUGCAUAACGAAAUUGAACCUGCCCUUCCCAUUUAUUAUAGUAAGGGCAUUUUUCUGUUCAAUUUCCAGGGUGUCUUCAAGGGAGGUAGCUAUGUCUUCUUGAGCCUGUGGCCCUCAGAGGUUCUACUUUUCCAGGGCUCCUCCCUAUCUCCUGGCUAGUUACCACAUAGUACCACUGGGCUACCAGUCUCUAGGGCCUAAGAGAAACUCUCUUGAGAAUCCAGGGAAACAGCCCAGGGGUUACCUAUCCUUGGUUUUAUCCUUCCCUGGUUCUCCCUCUCUGGUCCAUAAUUUCCCUGGUGCCAGCUUCUUUUCCACCUCGGGCAUCCUCAUCCCUGGGGUCUCUGCUGCAGAUGGCAGUGUCAGCUUCCAAUAGGUCACUGGCAAUGCCAAUGGGGUCUCUGCAAGACCCUAAGUUUAAGUGAAGGCAGUGGUUCUGCCUUCGUUCUGGCUUUCCCAGAGCCCUUAGGUCACCACCCUUAGGGAAAGGAGGCCUACAGUUGUCAUAGUUUAAUUCCAUUCCUUUAAGUCUGGAAUGUUAAACUAAGCAGAACUAUCAUCUUGCUUCCCUUUUUAAAUGCCUCUGGCCCUGGAACAAGCCUUUUCAAGACGUGAAUCAUUUUGCUUUACACAAUAGAUCUGUCCCGACAGUUCUGUGUAAACCAAAUGCUAUUUUUUGAUGCAUUUGGACUGCUGGUCAUUUAAAAGCAGCCUAUGAUUGCUUCUUUUGUAAAGCGAGCAACCUCCCUCUACUUUAGCUGGUUUCGUUAUCUGGGUUUUCACAUUUGGGCUUUCCCAGAGUGGAGCACACCUCCGGGGCUUGUGGCUGAUGCUGUGUAGACGUCUGCAUCUGUGCUGCGUGUGUGGUGUGGCUGGCCAGUAGGUGAGUAUUAUUGCGUGUGUGAGUGAAGCCACUCCCAGGCUGAUGCUCUCCUCCUGUGCCCGGUGACUGCCCAGUGGCAGCCCUAGCUGCCCUUCAUUCCCACCUGCUGCCAAAGUCCCUGUGCUAAUGGGAUUACAGAAACAAAAAGUGGAAAAAAAAAUUUCGUAAACUUUGUUUUAUAUUAAAAAUUCCAUAAGUCUGUGUGUGUUAAAACAUGAGGUUCUGCCUCUGUGGCUGUGUUUGAAAAAAUAAAGUUUUAUUAGAAUAAUCCAUUUUCCCAAGCAA
Molecule: messenger RNA, 5371 nt
Organism: Myodes glareolus (Bank vole)
Lineage: Eukaryota; Metazoa; Chordata; Mammalia; Rodentia; Cricetidae
Source: RefSeq, a predicted model, not a curated record